Brettanomyces bruxellensis is the source of this 1530-nucleotide messenger RNA. RefSeq names its product NADH:ubiquinone oxidoreductase 49kD subunit (gene NUO49). NCBI's taxonomy places the organism in Eukaryota, Fungi, Ascomycota, Pichiomycetes, Pichiales, Pichiaceae. The record is from RefSeq and is a predicted model, not a curated record. Bases 1 to 1530 code for a protein of 509 amino acids. Gene Ontology annotation, biological process: mitochondrial electron transport, NADH to ubiquinone. The transcript has a single exon. Gene Ontology annotation, molecular function: NAD binding; quinone binding; NADH dehydrogenase (ubiquinone) activity.
AUGUUGUCCAUACUUAAAUGCAAGCCCUCACUCUCCAGACUGAGCUCCCACAUAGGCAGGCAAUCAUACAGGGCAUUAUCGACUACGAGGCAUGCUUUUCAGGAGCAGGCGCCACCGGGAACACAUCUUCACCAUAUUGAGCAGAAGAGUGACGAUAACGAUUUUUACGUGAUCAAGAAAAGAGGAAAUUUCUACGAUGAGCUUCCAGACCCAAGCGAGGCCAAUGGAGCAUUUUCUCCUAAAAUUGACGUUGAAGUGAACUCUGCAAUGGGCAACUACUCGCAGUUCAUAGACAGCGCGGCAAAGUUGGACACGUGGAAUUUGUACAAUGCCGACUCCCCGGAAUACUCAGUGAGAAAGAAGAAAAUUAGACAUUUCACGUUGAACUUCGGCCCACAGCAUCCAGCUGCCCACGGAGUGUUGAGAAUGAUCUUGGAGCUUCAUGGUGAGGAAAUCGUGAGAGCAGAUCCCCAUGUUGGUUUGUUGCACAGAGGAACGGAAAAGCUUAUUGAGUCUAGAACUUAUAUGCAGGCACUCCCAUACUUUGACCGUUUGGAUUACUGUUCCAUGAUGACAAACGAGGAGGUGUUCAGUUUGGCCGUCGAGAAGUUGCUCAACAUCGAGGUGCCCAUCAGGGGCAAGUACAUCCGUACGCUUUUCGGAGAGAUAACGCGUAUUUUGAACCACUUGAUGUCGAUUUUGUCGCAUGCGAUGGAUGUUGGUGCCUUGACCCCCUUCUUGUGGGGUUUCGAGGAGCGUGAGAAGUUGAUGGAGUUCUACGAGCGUGUCAGCGGUGCAAGGAUGCACUCGGCCUACGUCAGACCUGGUGGUGUUGCCAAGGACCUGCCAAUUGGUCUCUUGGACGAUAUCUACAUGUGGGCGACUCAGUUUGGAGAUAGGUUAGAUGAGACGGAGGAAUUGCUCACGGAUAACCGUAUUUGGAAGCAGAGAACUGUGGACAUCGGCGUUCUUUCUGCAGAGGACGCUCUGGCAUAUGGAUUAUCCGGAGUUAUGCUUAGAGGAUCUGGUAUUCCAUACGAUAUCAGGAAAGCACAGCCAUACGAUGCAUACGACCGCAUGAAUUUUGAUAUAGCUGUGGGAACCAAGGGAGACUGUUACGACAGAUACUUGAUCAGGAUGGUGGAGUUCCGGGAGUCGCUUAGAAUCAUCGAGCAGUGUAUAAACGAGAUGCCUGCAGGACCGGUCAAGGUUGAGGACUUCAAGAUUUCACCACCUCCUAGGGAGUUGAUGAAGAACAAUAUGGAGGCCUUGAUCCACCACUUCUUGUUGUUCACAAAGGGUUACCAGGUUCCUCCGGGAGAAACUUACACUGCAAUUGAAGCUCCGAAGGGUGAGAUGGGUGUCUAUGUGAUCAGUGAUGGCUCUGAGAGACCUUAUAAGUGCAAGAUCAGGACUCCUGGUUUCGCCAACUUGGGUGCAUUUGAUCAUAUUGCCAGAGGCUACUUGCUUCCGGAUGCUGUUGCCAUAAUCGGUACUAUGGAUUUGGUGUUUGGUGAAGUUGACCGUUGA